CUAAAAAUUGCUUCUUCUUAAAUUUAUUUGUCUAAAAUAUACCACGUGAAAAUGACAACGAUAACUAAAAAGGGUAAAAAGAAAAAAGUUUCGAAGAAAAACAAAAUUGCAUGGCGUAAACAUACCGAUAUUAAAGAUGUAGAUAAAUUCUUAGAAGAUAAACGUUUAGAAGAACGCUUGGGAAAACCAUUUGCAGAACGUGAAGAUGAUGAAUUAUUUCAAAUCGAUACAAAACCUGUAUCGAAUAAAAAUGAAGCAACAAAAACUCGUAAAAUAUCGUAUGAACCAAAAUGUUUUAACAUGUUAAAAAGUCAUUCGGAAGUUCCAGAUCCAAUUAGUAAAAGAAAUCAUGUUAAACCACCAGGAACAAAAUCACAUCCACUUGUUGCUAAAAAACGAUUAGAAAAAGAAAUUAAAAAAAGUAUGAAUUUAUUGAAUAAACAGAAGAAGAGAAAAACGAAAAAUGAAACACCGUUUGAAACUAAAGAGGAUAUUUGGAAUGUAGAAGAUGUUCAUAUAGUAGAGAAAGAUAUGUGGUUAGAAAAGGAUACUGUACGUCAUACCCUAACAAAUUUGGGAAAGCUAAAAAAACAUACUCCUGUAUCUAUUCAGAAAAAACCAACUAUUAUUCCUACAAUUGAGACACCACGAGGUGGAAUGUCGUAUAAUCCAAGUUUAGAGGAUCAUCAAAAUCUUUUGAAAGAAAUUGCUGAUAAAGAAGAAACAUUAAUAAAACGAGAUCAACAUUUGAAUCGUGUUACAACUAAAAUGUUUAAACGAAUGUCCGCUGUGCAAAAGGAGGCAAAUACUUUUGCAGAACUAAUUGAAGGAUUACCGAUUGAAACAAAGAAAAAUAAAAAAGGUAAAAAAAAGAAAACUAAUGAAAAUUUAUCAGAAAGUGAUGGAGAAUAUGGCGCUAUAAAUGCUCCUGUCGUAAAUAAAAAGAAAGACACAAAACAACGACGCAAACAAAGAGAGCAAAAACUAUUAGAACGACAACGACAAUUGAAAAAAAUGGAAAAAAAGAAAAUCCAUGAUAUACUAAAUGUAACUAAAUUAAAGGAAGAUUUACAAUCACACGAUAAAAAAUGCGAAAUACUUAAAGAGAAACGGGAGAAAAAAGCAAAAUAUGCGGAAUUAGAACCAAAACGUUUAGCUGCUACAAAAUUUGAAAAUCCUGAUUUAGAAUUUAAUUUAGGUCAGGAUAUUGCUGGUAAUUUACGCAAUGUUAAACCGGAAGGUUCAUUGUUAUUUGAUCGAUUUAAGAGUUUACAAAAACGGAAUAUUUUAGAACCAUCUAAAAUACGUAUGAAGAAAAAGCGUAAAGUUAAGCCAUAUGUAAAAUCUGACCAUAAAAUAGAUUUUUAA
Chrysoperla carnea is the source of this 1368-nucleotide messenger RNA. RefSeq names its product ribosome biogenesis protein NOP53. Gene Ontology annotation, molecular function: 5S rRNA binding. Gene Ontology annotation, biological process: ribosomal large subunit assembly; rRNA processing. The transcript is spliced from 4 exons. The coding region runs from base 52 to 1368 and encodes 438 amino acids. Gene Ontology annotation, cellular component: nucleolus. NCBI's taxonomy places the organism in Eukaryota, Metazoa, Arthropoda, Insecta, Neuroptera, Chrysopidae. The record is from RefSeq and is a predicted model, not a curated record.